Messenger RNA from Arachis duranensis, 807 nucleotides. RefSeq lists its product as uncharacterized. Lineage: Eukaryota; Viridiplantae; Streptophyta; Magnoliopsida; Fabales; Fabaceae. The transcript is spliced from 2 exons. The coding region runs from base 1 to 807 and encodes 268 amino acids. The record is from RefSeq and is a predicted model, not a curated record.
AUGAGGCUUCUAAUGUCUUCUUCGGAUCAAGACGAAGGUGAAAUGAAGAUAUUUACUAAUUGGAUACUUGAUGUUGGAAAUGGAAAUAUUGGCUCUGUUGUUGGUGAUGAAUCAGAAGUUGAAAUUUCAGAUGAUCUAUUGAUUACAACUACUGAUGAUCCUCUCUCUCAUUUGGUAGACUUUGCAUAUCCAAAUUUGUUGCAAAACAUGUCAGAUUAUAGGUAUUUUCAGAGUAGAGCAAUUCUUGCACCCACACUUAAGAGUGUCGAGAAGGUAAACGAUUUUGUCUUGACAAUCUUUCCAGGGAUGGAAAAGGAGUAUUUGAGCUCUGACACAACAUGUCAAACUGAUGAGAAUGAAGAUAUAAAACAAGAGUGGUUCACACCAGAGUUUCUAAAUAACAUCAAAUGUUCGGGACUACUCAAUCACAAGUUGACUUUGAAGCCAGAAGUGGCUAUAAUGCUACUGCGAAACAUAGACCAGACUUCAGGUUUAUGCAACGAAACAAGAUUAAUAGUUAACAAACUUGGCAGCAACGUAAUUGGAGCGACGGUAGUGACCGGUAAAAAUAUUGGAGAUAAAGUGUACAUUCCAAGAAGAAACUUGAUUCCUUCAGAUUCAGGAUUGCCAUUUAAGUUCCAAUGGAGACAAUUUUCAUUAACAGUAUACUUUGCAAUGACCAUUAACAUGAGUCAGGAUCAAUCAUUAUCACAUGUAUGGCUUUAUUUGCCAAAAUCAGUGUUCACCCAUGGACAACUUUAUGUUGCUUUGUCAAGAGUUAAGAGUCGCAGUGGUCUCAGGAUAUAA